GACAGGUAUUGGGCGAUUCACGACCCCAUCAAUUAUGCUCAAAAGCGGACAAUGAAACGCGUGGUCACAUCGAUAGCCAUGAUUUGGGUUAUCAGUGGAUUAAUAUCAAUACCGCCGCUCAUUGGCUGGAAUGACUGGCCGGACGUCUUCGACGACAACACUCCGUGCAAACUGUCCGAAGAGAAGAGCUAUGUCUUGUACAGCGCCACCGGAUCUUUCUAUAUACCAAUCCUCAUAAUGACUGUCGUCUAUUACAAGAUAUUUAAGGCCACCCGACGGCGGCUCCGGGACCGGGCGAAGGCCUCGGCUAUGGCUAACCUCAUGUCCACCUCCAAGAACUGUGUGUCCGAGAGUCACAAGAUUGACAUCGAGUCGGCCAGCGAUGAGAAGACCGAAAAACAGUGCUGUCAUAACAAUAAGUCGGACGGUGUGUCCCCAUUGAACAACCGGAAGGGCAGCUCCGGUAAGAGUAGUCUCAAAAAGUCUCAGAAGAAUAGUAGCAGUAAUGAGGACUCAGUCAACGACGAGACCAAAGAGUUGAGACCCAAAACGGCCGACAAUAGCAGCGCAGAGCAUAUCAUUGGUCCGGAGUUUGUGUCCACAUUCAACACAACCACAACAACAACCGAUACGGCGUCCACAGCGUUGACACCAUUGGCGCCGACGGCCCACAGUAUCGCCGAUCACAAGACAACACUUGUCGUGAAUCAGUCGCAGAGUUUGUUGGCGUCGACAGUGAGCACAGGUUUGUCUCUCAACACCACCACAACCAACACCUAUCGACCCAAAGCCCUGUCCAUAACAUCCGUAUGUAAUGAAUCCAAUUGUGUAACUCAAGCCUCUAAACGACGUCCAAUGGAGGAGACGUCCGGAAUAGUGUCUGUAAAGAGGUUUUGGGAGGAAAAGCAAAAGAUAUCGCUAUCGCGGGAGAGGAGAGCGACCAGAAUAUUGGGUAUUGUGAUGGGAGUGUUUGUGGCAUGUUGGCUACCCUUCUUUCUCAUGUAUUUAAUUAUGCCGUUCUGUGAGUCCUGUUAUUUGCCCAAAGAGUUGGAAAGUUUAUAA
Messenger RNA from Medioppia subpectinata, 1062 nucleotides. The record is from the annotation of a GenBank genome assembly. NCBI's taxonomy places the organism in Eukaryota, Metazoa, Arthropoda, Arachnida, Sarcoptiformes, Oppiidae.